This is a messenger RNA of Neofelis nebulosa (Clouded leopard), 5080 nucleotides long. RefSeq names its product XK related 5 (gene XKR5). Gene Ontology annotation, biological process: phosphatidylserine exposure on apoptotic cell surface; apoptotic process involved in development; engulfment of apoptotic cell. Lineage: Eukaryota; Metazoa; Chordata; Mammalia; Carnivora; Felidae. The record is from RefSeq and is a predicted model, not a curated record. Gene Ontology annotation, cellular component: plasma membrane. The transcript is spliced from 7 exons. Bases 45 to 2285 code for a protein of 746 amino acids.
CCCUUACCAAGUCUGGGCAACGGCAGAGAAACGCUGCUGCCCCUAUGGAGAGGCCUGAUCUGAUUUGUGCUUGCCCACCCAGGCACCAGAAAACUCAGUACCGCCGCGCCUGGCUAGCAGCCAGGGAGGAACCGGCACGGACCCCGAGCCCCUCCCGCCCCCCGCCGUCGGUUCUGGGGCCGGAAGCCUCCCCGGCUCGGGGGGCGGGCAGGGGAAGGGGCGGGGGCCAGGAGGCGGCCCGGGCGACACGGAGGAUGCACGCGGGGGCCUUGGGGCUCUCGGCCCUGCUGCAGGCGGCCGAGGAGAGCGCGCGCCUCUGCUCCGUGGUUUACUACUUCGUCACGGGACAGCCCCUCUGGGGGUGGCUGGCCCUUUCUGUGCUGCUGCCUGGCUUCUUGGUCCAGGGCCUGAGCUAUCUGUGGUUCCGAGCAGAUGGACAUCAAGGUCAUUGCUUGUUGGUCAUGCUACACCUCCUUCAGCUCGGCGUGUGGAAGCGGCACUGGGACGCCGCGUCCACUGCUCUACAGAAGGAGCAGGAAGCCUCCAGCCGAGGCCAGCUGCUGCUGCAGGAGGCCGACCUGUCCGCCCUCCGCCUCCUGGAAGCCCUCCUGCAGACCGGGCCCCACCUGCUCCUCCAGACGCAUGUUUUCCUCGCCUCGGACUUCACAGAUGUUGUGCCAGGCGUGAGCGCCCUGUGCUCCUGGUCCGCGCUGUCCUGGGCCCUGGUGUGCUAUGCCUGCUUCAUGGGCUUCGUGAAGCCAGGCCACGUCUUCACACCGUGGGCCGCCCUGCUCUGCCAGCAGCUCUGGAGGAUGGGCAUGGUGGGAGCCCGCGUCCUGAGUCUGGUUCUCUUCUUCGGAGCUCACCGCGUCUGGGUUUUAGUGUUUGGAGGUGCCCACUGGCUGGUGAUGACCUUCUGGCUUGUGGCACAGCAGAGUGACAUCAUCGACAGCACCUGCCAUUGGAGACUGUUCAACCUGCUCGUGGGGGCCGCGUACAUCCUCUGCUACCUCAACUUCUGGGACAGCCCUUCCAGAAACCGGAUGGCCAUGUUCUAUACGAUUAUGCUGCUGGAGAACAUCAUCCUUUUGCUGUUGGCCACUGACUUUCUCCAGGGGGCCUCCCGGACGAGCCUGUGGACCAUAGCUGGAGUCUUGUCUGGAUUUCUGAUUGGCAGUAUCUCGCUGGUAACUUAUUACAGCCUGCUACACCCUAAGUCCACAGACAUCUGGCAGGGCUUUGUGACAGAGGUCCGUGGCACUGCAGUGGGUGAUAGAGCAGAGAGAGAAUCUUCUCCCCGGGCCUCGGCCGCAGCUGGAGAGAGGCCAGGGAGCCCGGGGGACAGUUGUGAGUUAACACAUCUGGGUAGGGCCCCUAGCCCACAGUGGGGACCCCCAGAGGCUGGGCUGGAAAGCCAGAUCGUUCAGGAAGAUUCCUUCCUCGGUCACCAUCACUGGCUGUUGGUGAAACUUGCCCUCAAAACAGGAAGUGUGUCUAAGAUCAACGCAGCCUUCAGAAAAGACGGUCCUGGCUUCUUCGGUCCCCCUGAGUGGGGACUGAGCCAACACCACAACCAUCAGAUGACGCCCAGGUUUUCCCAGAAGGAGCUCGCAUCGUCACCCCACGACCCCCUCUCCUCAGACAAGGGCUGUGAGCCUCAAGUUGUCUGGAAAGCAGAGGCCAACCUGCUGGACACCUCAAGCUACGUCUCUUUGGCCAGCGACAAUCCAGACGAAGCUCCUGGCCGGCGGUGGUCAGCUGCACCCAGGGAGGGCAGCCCCAGGGAAGGAGCCGAGGCGGUUUCUCCGCUGCAGGGCAGGGGUGCAGGUGACGGGAGAGGAGGGGCAGGACAGGAGAGCGCCACCCUAUACUUUAGUGCCACGGCCGAGGGGGCCACAUCCCCACAGUGGGAAGCCGGGCAGGCGACUUUGCAGACACCCCUGUCUGGGAGGAGUUCGGAGCCCUCCCCUCGGCCGGCCACUCGGCCCUUCCCUGCCACCAUGGCCAGCAUUAGCCCGAUCCUGGGCCUGGGCCGCACCGGCAGCUUCCGCCCCAGCACAGGCUUGCCCGGCAGAGCCCUGGGCGCCUCAGAGCGUGGGGGACAGCAGGAGCCCAUGGGGGACCCGAAUCUUCCCACCAUUGCCGGGACACGGAUGGCAUUACCAGAGGUGAGUCUGAGGCCCGCAGACGAGCCUUGCCUCACAUCCACCCCCAAGUGUGAGCCUGCCCACGGGGGCUGCGGCGGGAGGGCCCGGCCGAGGACCAUGCCAAGUUUCUCCAUGUGACCGCAGUCCCGGCGGGCAGGGCGACAGGCGGCCGAGUCACGCUGGUCCCUGGGCUUUGAGAUUUGAGACCGAGAAUCCCAGUUCUACCUCUGCCCUCCGUGUUUCCCCCGGACAUGUUUGCACAACUGAAGCAUGAACGAGCUGGACCAGAUUAUUGGCGAGCUCCCCCACAAGCACCACGUACACACGUGUGCACAGAACACACUUUCCUGUCACGCUGUGGGAGCAGGGCAAGGGGCUUCCCGUCAAAAUUGCCCGCUUCCUUUUACCAACGAUAUGAUCCCGAUUUUUAAAUUUAAUAUAACCUUAGUUUUGUUGCUGUGGCUUCCAGGAAAGUCAAAGGUAAAGAAAGCCCAGGGUUCCGUUUCAUUGUGAGUUCUCGUUACAGUUUGCCUCUGCUGACACGAGGGGAUGAUCAGUCCCUUAAAAAUGUAUUCUCCCUGUAUCACUUUACGGACCUCCAUGAUAAGAUAAUGCAAGCCCUUUCUGGAAGCAGAUGAGAAAACUGUGCUUCUCAUCAUCAACAUAGCGGAAGAAUGCAAAUGUCAUCCUGAGAUUCCUUUGGCAGAAAAAAAAAAUGCUACGUUUGUUGCUGACCCUGCAGACCCCCACCCCGCAGGCCGGCCAGCCGGCAGCCUGGACCUCACACUCCAUUUCCUCUACCCCCACACUUUGCUCCCUCCUCCAUUCCACGGGGGACACUACCUGUGGUCUGGACUCGCCGGGCGAGAAGUGCGGCCACUGUCCAUUUCCUUCUCUAUUUCUUUCUCUUCUUCCCCUAAACUGGGCCCUUUGUAGACAGACAUUCACAUCAUUUCUGCAAGCCUUCCUUCAGAGCUGGUGUAAAAAGUGCAGGCAUAGGGGCCCCUGGGAGACUCAGUCGGUUAAGCGUCCGACUCCUGCUUUCAGCUCAGGUCGUGAUCUCACGGUUUGUGGGACGGAGCCCCAAGUCGGGCUCUGCACUGACAGCACAGAGCCUGCCUGGGAUUCUCUCUGUCCCUCUCUCUCUGCCCCUCCCCGCUUUCUCUCUCUCUCUCUCAAAAUAAAAUAAACAUUAAAAAAACAAGUUUAAAAAUUAAAAAUAAAUUUUUAAGUGCAUUCAUAAGCCACCGAAGCAGAAGGCGGUCCCCACAUGUUUGCAUGUGGUCCUUUCUACCUUCACAAACACCUCUGGGUUCAGGGACAGUAUUCAAGCCCCAAAGAGGAAGUGUGGUGAGCUGUCGGACCGUCAGUGACCCUGUUGCUGACUGCGUAUUCCAGUGGGACAUAGCAGACGGUGGCUCAGAUCUCCUGGUACAACAGGUAACGACAAGGGACCUCAGGCCACCGCCUGGCGGGAGUGUGUCCAAGAAACACCACAGCUGGACAGUAGCUCCAGCCACGCAGACAGGUGGUGCUGAGGACCAUUGCAAUGGGGGAAAGAGAGGUCUACAACUGGGCUCAGCUCCAGAUGCAGCACAGGUAAGUGCGAACCGAGAGUCCAGGAGCAGGGGAGAGGUCAGUGGAUGGAAAUGUACUGAGGAAGCCCGAGAGGUAAGGGAAGGUUCUGACUCACGCAGCCGAACAGGCCUCCUACUGGAGGCAGGCUGGGCCGUCAGACUCUGCCUGGGGGUGGCAGGGUCUGCGGAAUCUGACCAUCUACAUACAGAAGGUGGUCAGACAUGGAGCAUUUGGAGGAUUCUUGCUAAAACCGGACACAGCAGAGAGAAACACGUAGGCAGGCCUAGGUGAAAGGCUGACGGAAGGCUGAGUAGGGUUUGGUCAAGGACGGUGUGCGUUGCAGCAUCGGCAACUCUGCCCAGGACGAUAAAAGGUGCUUUCCGAGCCAGGACGCUGGCCUCCCCCUCCCGUGCCAAGGUCUCGCGGAGGACCGGGUGCCCACGCUACCUUGGAGAUGCGGUUACGAGGCACAGGGGUCUGCUUCACUGCACUUCUUGUCUUUGUGUUCGGCACAAGUGUGACACUUUCAGAGGGAAGGGCCCAAGCCCUUCAGGUCAAGAGCGUCAGGGGCCACCUGGAAUUGAACCAGCUGGGCUCACGACCCCUCGCAUCGAGGGGGAGUGCACCCUAUGGGGGCGGCUCAGUAAGAGGUGGGAGAAGGGGCUCAGGGGACGGGGGCUUUUGUCUCCCGCCACCGUCUGCACGUGGCCUCGUCUGAGGCUAAUCUUGUACAAGAUCGUUGGUUUCCAGCAGAACACAUGGCCUGACCGUGGGCGCCAGACGGGCUCCCGGAUGUCAGAGGCUGACCUUUUCUCACUGGAAUAUUAGUAGUAGCUUAACAGCUGCUUGCUAAGCUAAGCAUUAUAUACUGGAUCUGUUCUAUCCACACCACUGCCUCUGUAAACGGCCAUCAUCCAGAACAUCAAAACUCGUGUGUGUCCCUCCCAUAAUAUUUGCUCCAAGAGCAUUUAUGUCUGCAGUUGCACCCGCCCAGCUGGUUUUCUGGAUUUCUUCCUUCUUAUCGCAUGAAACCACACUGGAUGCGACAAACCACAUAGGAUCCAUAAACACCAUGGACCGGACAAACACUACCUUCACUGCUGUUUCUAAAAAGCAGGGAAAGCCCGAGCCAUCCAGGACCUGCUGGAAACUGGGGUGGAUUCCCACGUUUCUACAGUGAUUGUCAGCUGCUUGCAGUAGACUCUCUAAUUCACCUGUUGGCCCUGGUGAGGCCCGGCGGGAUGAGUGGUUCCCAGCAAGCACUCGUAAACACCUGUGAAGGGGAAUUGAAUUUCUAGGUUUUUCCGGGAUGACUAAGGGUUUUACUUCUCAUAAACAUAGCCUCUGAGUAGCCA